AUGCAAUGCUUCCAAGCCAAAGCUGCAGCCUCCUGUAGUGCGCCCAGCACUUUGACUGAUUCGGAUAUCGCUCAUUUUGCAAGUUCUUGUGCAAAUCUUGCAUCAAGUACUCUCAGAGAUGGUCGAGCAUUUCCCGAAAUAGGCAUGCUUGCUCUCCCCAAUCAAUGCCAGUACAUCCUCUCUUUGCAGACGGCAAACAAUCGCCCGCACACACCCAAGCACAAACUCGAGCUCACGCAUACUCCUCCACCAUCCCUUGAGCAUCGCAUACCAAAACCCAUGCUCACAACGCCGCCGAAACGAAACCAAGACAAGCCAACACCAACACCUUCACAUACUCCCAAAUCACGCAGCCCCUCCACAGACCGCAGCCCCUCCACAGACUCCCCAAUCCCAAGCAUCGAACCCAUCCCACCACUCAUGCGUUUCAACCCCCGCAACCCUACAGUCCCAUGCGCAUUCUCAUCCUCAUCCUACUCUUUAUCCAUCUCCCCCUCCCCCACACCUACCUCAGACUCAAGCUCACCAGACGAUUCCUCAAUCUUUGAGCCCAUUGAUGAAGAAGAUCUUUCUGAUGGCGAAGACACGGAGAGUACUCCUGCUAUAGAAGAUGAGAGAGAGGAGAAGAUGUGGUGUUGA
This is a messenger RNA of Cadophora gregata, 639 nucleotides long. RefSeq lists its product as uncharacterized. The record is from RefSeq and is a predicted model, not a curated record. Bases 1 to 639 code for a protein of 212 amino acids. The transcript has a single exon. NCBI's taxonomy places the organism in Eukaryota, Fungi, Ascomycota, Leotiomycetes, Helotiales, Ploettnerulaceae.